Molecule: messenger RNA, 2259 nt
Organism: Cavenderia fasciculata
Lineage: Eukaryota; Evosea; Eumycetozoa; Acytosteliales; Cavenderiaceae
Exons: 8
Coding region: 1-2259 (752 amino acids)
Biological process (GO): intracellular protein transport; endoplasmic reticulum to Golgi vesicle-mediated transport; COPII-coated vesicle cargo loading
Cellular component (GO): endoplasmic reticulum exit site; COPII vesicle coat
Molecular function (GO): zinc ion binding; SNARE binding
Source: RefSeq, a predicted model, not a curated record
AUGAAUGUAAAGUUCUCAACACAAAGGUUUCCUCAUAAUCCUUCAAUUAAAGAUGCUAGUGGAACUAUUUGGGGAUGUGUAGUACAACCAUUUAGAAAUAAUUAUAGAUGUAAUGAAAAUGCAAAGAAUAUUGAUAGAUGUAAAAAGUGUCUUGGUUAUAUCAAUCCAUUUGUUACUUUUGAAAAGUCUACUUGGAUAUGUAAUCUAUGUAAACAUGCCAAUCAUAUAAGUGAUGAUGACAACGAGGAUACUUCAUUCAAGUAUGCAGAUGUAGAUCAAAGAAAUAUCUACCCUGAAUUGACAAACUCAAAUUUGGUAUUACAAGUGGAUCAAGAGGAUGACGAUGAGGAUCAAGACAAUCUAUCUGAUUCAAUUUACAACAAUAAUCCUACCUAUAUUGCAUUGGUAGAUAUAUCUGGUAACAAUGAACAAAUGGAAGUUAUUAAAAGUGGUCUUGAAGCUUUAGUACAUGCAUUACCUGAUAAUUCAUUAUUUGGAAUGAUAGUAUAUUCAUACAAAAUUGGAAUAUUUAAUUUAAAUUGUUCUUCACCAUCUAUCAAAUAUCUUGAUGCAAUCUCCUCCUUUAAUAAUGAUAUUAGUUUAAAUGAUAUUUUACCAAUCUCUGGAUUCCUUGUAAAUAAAUCAAAACAUGAAUCAAAUAUAAUGAGUGCCAUAUCAAUAUUAUCAGAUAUAGAUUCUACUAUUAAUCGUAAAAAAGGUGGAAGCAUUAGAGCUUUGGGUCCUACCAUAUCACUUUUAUUAAAUUAUUUACAAUCUUCAAAUCUUUCUCUACAUGUUAAAAUUGGAAUAUUUAUGGCAGGUAAACCAUCAGUUGGGGAAGGAUCUAUAGAUAAAGAAUAUAAUACUGUAGACUCUAUGUAUAGUAGUUUUUCAUCAAAAGAUUUCUUGAAACCAUCAUCAAACACUUACAAAUUGCUUGCUGAAAAGGCAAUUCAAGUUGGUUCUCAUUUCGAUAUCUAUGCAAUUGGAUCAACUUAUUUUGGUUUUGAUACAAUUAAAUAUUUAUGUACAAUCACUGGUGGUAACCUUUACAGAUAUACAAAUAUAACUUCAACUUGUCCUCUUCCUCAAGAUAUAUAUAAAUUAGUUUCAAAUGGAUGGGGAUUUCAUGGAUUAUUAAGAAUUAGAACUAGUAGAAAUUAUAGUGUUGAUAGUUGUUUUGGUAAUUUAUUACAAUCAAAAACCUACAAGGAUUUAUAUCACAUUGAAUCAUGUUCAACCUUUACAAGUAUCGCUUUUGAUUUCAAAUUUACCGAUCCAUCUGCAUUUGAAGGUGGUGAAAAUCAACCAUUUAUUCAAAUUGCAUUCUCCUAUACCUAUUUGCCACCAGUCGUCGAAUCAUCAACCGACUUGUAUUCAUCAUCGCCAUCCCUAAUGGUACAAGACUCUGCCGAUAGAGUUAAAAGUAAUUUUAGAACAUUGGAAAGAAGACUUCAUGUUUUUACAGCACCAAUUCAUGUUGCAGACUCACCAGUAGAUCUAUUUAAUAAUAUUGAUUUAGAAACUACUAUUUGUUUAUUAACUCAUAAAAUUAUAAAAGAAUCAUUAGAAAAAGGGAUAAAAGAAUCAAGAUUAUUAUUAUUAGGAUGGUUAAGUAAUUUUAUUACAAGAUAUAAUGAAAAUGUUGUUAUUUUAUCGUCUGUUAAAAGUUCGGUUGAUCUAUCGUUUGGUCAAACACCACAUCUCAAACCAUUACCUCGAUAUGUUUUUGCCUUGCUAAAAGGAAAGUUACUAAAGACUAUUCACAAGUCAAUGGAAGAAGAUGUAUUGGAAAAGAGAUCGGACGAUUGGAUUUACACACAGGUUGUAUAUUCAUCACUCGAUCAAAAAAUGUUACACCGAGCAAUUUAUCCUGUGUUGAGUACAUAUGGAGCACCCAACAAUUUAGCGUCAAAAUAUCUCACACUGUCAACCACCACCAUCACAUCCAAUAUCUCACACAUCUAUCUAUUGGAUGCAUACGACACGUUGAUGGUUUACUAUGCCCCACAAGCAGUAUCCAACAUGUACAUGUUCCCACCUCCACCUGACAGUCUCAUUCGCCAAACCAUCUCCAACAGCAAACAGGAUAGACUCAUUGUACCCUCUGUCGAAUAUACAAAGGGCCCACUUGAACAAGUUGGACAAUUCCGACAAUACCUAGUGGAGGAUGAAAAUACCGAUGGUAACUCUUAUAUACAAUUUAUUAAUUCUGUUGAAGAAGGUUUAAAGAAACUUUUAUCUUCUACUCUUCAUUAA